Girardinichthys multiradiatus is the source of this 1026-nucleotide messenger RNA. RefSeq names its product transmembrane protein 107 like (gene tmem107l). Gene Ontology annotation, cellular component: MKS complex. Lineage: Eukaryota; Metazoa; Chordata; Actinopteri; Cyprinodontiformes; Goodeidae. The record is from RefSeq and is a predicted model, not a curated record. Gene Ontology annotation, biological process: protein localization to ciliary transition zone; non-motile cilium assembly. The coding region runs from base 368 to 790 and encodes 140 amino acids. The transcript is spliced from 5 exons.
GACCGUACACAUAAAGUGGUUGUUGUGGCAACGGUUAAUAGCGUCAGGGUAGGAGACACGCGACAAAAAGAAGUUAGCUUUUUUGUUUGUUAACAAACGAUAUCGUAAUUGGAAACUACUUGUUUUCGAGAUGUAAACCAAAUAUAGAUAAUGCUUUGGAGUCACAAGAGGCUUAACUAUCAAUUUGCUUAUUUAUUAGAUGUUUGCUACGUGCUAAAUUCACACGUUAACCGUUUUAGCUAUAUGCUAAUGUAGCUUAGCGCUGUGUUUAAUAACUGGUAGUUUUAGCUUUCGGGCGCCAGUAACUGCUUCAUGAUUCGUUGUUGUUCAUCUACACUUGGUCCAACCUGAAACAAACAGUGCCAACAUGUCGGCUGUCAGCAGUCUUGUCCCUGCUCGGUUUUUAACCCUCAUAGCUCACCUUGUCAUCGUUAUCACAAUCUUUUGGUCAAGGGAAAAUAAUGUAAAGGCUUGUUUACCUUUGGGGUUUACCCAAGAGCAGUAUGACACUGAGGACAAAAAGUUGGUGGUGGCACUGGGAGUCACCCUCGGUCUGUUCGCAAUAGAGCUGGCCGGUUUCUUUUCAGGAGUGUCCAUGUUUAACUCCAGCCAAAGUCUUCUUUCAACAGGACUCCAUGCCAGUGCCUCAGUGGCUUUGCUUUUCUUUCUUUUUGAGCAGUGGGAGUGCGACAUCUACUGGUGGAUCCUUGCCAUUUGCAGUGUCCUACCAGCCUUCGUGGAGGUUCUUCUCUUUAUAGCGGUUUUUGGACUGAAGAAGAAACCCUUAUAAAAAAAAAAAAAAAAGGGGGGACAUCAAAAAGCUGGAGUUGGUGUGGGCAUGGAUAUUUGUCAGCGUAACAGAUGCCGCUGGGAGAGGAUAUGUGUCUGAUGUAAAGAAUAAUGGUCUGACAAAAACUAUUAAGUCUCAAAUGUUAGAAAUCACUGCUUUUAACAAACUAGUAGAUUACAGGAGCUGUUUUGUACAUUUAAAAAUAUAUAUUUUGAAUAAAAUCGGAAACAACUGCU